AUUCUAUUCGAGUAUUCUAGUUCGCAAUGUCGCUACGAAAGGUUGUUUAUCUAUUCGUCUGCUUGUCAGCCGCCCUUUUUCCAAUGAUCUUGGGUGAGGAGAAAAAGAAAAUUGUUUUGAUAUACACAACAUCCAUCCGGGCACUUGGAGAACUAAGAGAAAUCGAAAAUUCCUACAUGGAACACUUGACCAGCUAUGUAAGGUCUCUCCACAAAAAGGUGGAUACUCUAAAAAAAUACCUUUGUUCUGUGGCCCAUGUGAAUCUGGAUAGACUUGAGAGCCGCGUUCAGUACGUGGCCAAUCCUCUGAACGCGCUAGGACUGCUUCGGCGUGCCCAUGAAGACUGGCCCAAGUGGUUGUCCUACAUCAAAGAUCAGGAAGAUGUCGAGAAAAUGGAUAAACUUGUGGCACAAAUGCCUAAUGCCGUGGACAUGAAUGAAGCCCUAAUGGGUUUGGAGCGUAUCGAGCGAUUCUAUGACUUGAAGGCAUUCGAUAUGGCCAAUGGACUAGUUGCGGGACUUCAACUCGAUACCCGCAUGACCGCACCCGAGUGUCUCAUCCUAGCUGACUUCAUGUACAACCGAUCGGAAUACACUAGAGCCGCUGAGUGGUACAGACUGACAUGGAAUAACCUUCAGUUACCACUGAAUCCGGUUGCCCGAGAAUUCUACCGCCCCAAUCAAGAGGAAGUUCGAAAAAGGUUUCUCAUUAGCAGACUGCAUGAGGGCUCCAUCGACCAUAUAAAUGAGUAUCUGGCGGAACUGUCGCAGGAUCCUGCAAUCCCUUUGGUAUAUCUAAAGCCAAAGCCCGCAGCGACUCUCAUUGAACGGGGUUGCAGGGGCGAUUUUCCGCCACGUCCAAUGUUGGUCUGUCGCUACAAUCACACCACAACUCCAUUCCUGCGCCUGGCACCGCUCAAGGAGGAGGAAGUCAGUCGGGAUCCACUCAUAUGGUUAUAUCACGACGUCCUAUACGACAGCGAGUUCGAACAAUUGACAGUCAACCUGACCAGAGCGGAGAUGGUGCAGGGCUACACGGAUAACUACACCACGACAGAGAAAGAGCGAAUUUUCUAUGUCAAUAUAUUUGAGGGUAGCGGCGAGAAGUUGGACAGGGAUCUGGUGAACCGCAUGGCGGACAUUUCGGGUCUGCUUACGGGAGAACACACACAACUGGGAACAGUCAACUAUGGCCUGGGUAGUCAUUUCCCGGAGCACGGGGACUACUCAGACAUCAAGGCCAAUCCGGAACUCGUUGAAGAGGGCGACCGUUUAGUCACCUUUCUGUUCUAUAUGACCGAUGUCCCGCUGGGAGGUGCCACCAUAUUUCCGAAAAUAAAUCUCACCAUCCAGCCGAAGAAAGGAUCCGCCCUGUUCUGGUACAACAUCCACAACGAUUGGGAGCCGCAUGUGCUAACACGGCACGCAGUGUGUCCCACGAUCGAAGGCAACAGAUGGAUCUUAACCAAGAGUUUGAUGGCCUAUGAUCAGAUGUUUGUCAAACUCUGCUACAAGUAGAUCCUCCCCUUUUCUUCAUACAUUGGGUAUAAAAUGGCCUUUUAUUUAAAAAUAUCUUACAGUCUAUGGCUAAAUACACACACAUUUACCUUCUUAAAA
This is a messenger RNA of Drosophila pseudoobscura, 1616 nucleotides long. Its product is annotated as prolyl 4-hydroxylase subunit alpha-2. Gene Ontology annotation, molecular function: procollagen-proline 4-dioxygenase activity; protein binding; iron ion binding. Bases 27 to 1517 code for a protein of 496 amino acids. Gene Ontology annotation, biological process: peptidyl-proline hydroxylation to 4-hydroxy-L-proline. NCBI's taxonomy places the organism in Eukaryota, Metazoa, Arthropoda, Insecta, Diptera, Drosophilidae. The transcript has 7 exons. Gene Ontology annotation, cellular component: endoplasmic reticulum. The record is from RefSeq and is a predicted model, not a curated record.